AAGAGGCUGCUAAGAAAAUUGCAACUGUUCAAUGCUCCAACAACACUAUAUCUGAUCGGAUACAUAAAAUAUCGGACCACAUUGAAGAUCAACUAAUAAACCGGUUGAAAAGUUGUAACAUGUUUGCUAUUCAACUUGACGAAAGUACUGACGUUGCUGGACUUUUAAUACUGCUUGUUUUCGUGAGGUAUAUUUUUGAAACAUCUAUCGAAGAAGAUUUAUUGUUUUGUACUGCUUUGGACACAAAUACCACAGGUGAAGAAAUUUUNUUUCCUACCCCGACCGUAAAGGUUUUCGGUGGCUCGAUCUUCUUGAGCUUCUCAGCCUUUUCUUUCCUCUUAAGCACGUCUGAUUUUGCUUUUGAACUGGUCUCGGUUCCCGAGUCCGUUCCUGAGGUCAGGUUGUGCUUCCUAUUUUUACUCUUUCUCUUCUUUUUCCUUCUUAAAACGGUGAAUUGGUCCGAUGCAUCUGCCUCCGUGUCCGCUGUGUAA
Cinara cedri is the source of this 491-nucleotide messenger RNA. The record is from the annotation of a GenBank genome assembly. Lineage: Eukaryota; Metazoa; Arthropoda; Insecta; Hemiptera; Aphididae.